AUGAAUAUGGAAAAAUACAUUCUUAAUUCUUUAAGCACUGAUGAACGUACCGAUAUACUUGCUGCGAUCGAAGAUGCUUUGAGAGGCGGUAACGUGACAAAGAUGCUGACGGUUGAUGAGAAGGCGAAAGCAAUCAUGGAUAUGUUGUUCAAGUUCAAAGUGUUCGUGACGAAAGCAACAGCGGAGAAUUUGCGGAAGAAUGGUGUAAAUCGCGAAAAGAUCCAAUCGUGGAAGCCAGGAAAAUCGGAGUCUUUUCUCGAGCACAGAGUGGAAACGACCAGAGCGGAAACGAUAAAGGCGUAUAUGGCACAACUUCAAACUCGUCCUUCAGACGAAGAAAUCGAAAAGAAGUACGAGACUUGGAAAAACGAAUUAGAGAAAAAAUUGUCGUCGUUAUCGAAAACUGAAGGAUUUCGAGCAUACGUAGAUAAUACUGUUUGCAACUAUGCAUACGGUGUUCGUCGCGGAGAGUCCGACUCUGUGAUGGAUUCCGUCGAGUGUCACUUUUACGAGUUGUUUUAUAACGGCAUCACCGGCGCCGUCGACCCGAUGACGCGAUGGAAAAUACAUUUCAAAGAAAUUCUUUCGCCAACCGUUCGGUCUCAAGCGUGUCAGAAAGUUGCACGUUUUUGUCUUCUGACUAAACCACGUUCGAGUUCUUCGCCCUCGGACACCGACGUCAUGGACGACGAGGACGACGACGAGGACGACUGCAUUACUUCAUUACCGUCUUCUUUGAUGGAUGAUUUUUUCGAGUUUUACCCGGUUUGGAUUCCAACCGCUGAAAACAUUUCGGAAAUUUUACGUACGUUUAUCGACGAACUGAAGGCGUUAUACCAAAGAAGUCGAGGUGAGGGUGAUUUCAUUGUUCCGAUUGGUGCGUUGGCGCUCUUUCCGGCGUUUCUUUCGUGUUUUCGCGAGCUGACGACUACGCUCGGAUUUAAAACACACGAGACGUUUGAGACGCGCGAAGAGAGAAAAUUCUCCGCGAACGUACAAAUGCCACUUGGAAGUACACGUCCACCACCAGUGGUGCUAAAGAUGGAAGCAACACUAACUUCAAAUGCCUUUCAACGCCUCUCUUACGUUUCUAUUUUUUAUGAGCAUGGAAGCGACUUGAAUCAGGCAACGAAUGAAGCGAAAAAGAAUAUUGGAAAAGCUGCGUCACUUCUUCAGAACAAGUUAAAGGAAUGGGCGGAGAAAUAUUCGCCAGAGCUCGAUGAAGUUAUGGAUCUUUCCAUUGAUACACGAAGCAAGUAUGGCAUUCAUACGUCUCAAAUGACUCGGAGAGAGUUUCUGAAACAUAUAAAUUGUCCCCUGGUUGACUAUGUCGAUUCUGAUUACACGCGCGAGAGCGCCGCGAGAUUUAUCGUUCAUUUCUUCGUUGAAAUAGCGAAAAAGCUUCGCGACGACUUAUUCUUAUCGAAAGACCCAAGCGUUCGUUUGUGUUUUCUUUUUGGAGACAUAAACAGAAAGACGAAUAUUCGGAAUUCACAAAACUCGUUUCUUGUUCAGUUACAAAACUUACUGCACGGAGCGAGUGGCGGUGAAGAGCUUAUUGCAAACGUGCUUCUCAGAGCCAUAGCGGAGAAGAAAUUUAUCGAGUGCAUCAUUGGUGAAAAUACAGCGACGAAAGUUUGGCGUGAUAUGAUUCUGCGCGCGGUAUCCAUCGUGAAGCCGAAAAAAGGUAUCACUACUGUUUCGAAAUUCGACGCGGAUUUCCCACUAUUCAGUAUGAGUGCUCGCCGAUCGUUGGAAAAUUUUGUAUACCUUGAAACUGAUUUAGGAGAAAAGUUCCACGGUUUUAAAUCUUUGAAGACCCUUUGGACGGAACGAUCGCGCCAACAAAUAGAGAAGAAUGAUGGCUUUACCCGUGACUUACUAAAGCAGAAGCGUUGGAUGCUGGACAACAAAUUUCCGAAGAAAAUGGCCUUGGAUCUUAUGUUUUCCGUGAUAGUUAUGUACAUCGGCAUCAAUUCUUCCGAGAGUACCUACGCAGACGAGGAAAAAGAACUUAUGCUUCGUUGUGAAGACAAGCGCGUCCAGUCGUACAUGAAAAACUUCUUUAAAAAUUCGUAG
Messenger RNA from Bathycoccus prasinos, 2079 nucleotides. RefSeq lists its product with no specific name. The record is from RefSeq and is a predicted model, not a curated record. The transcript has a single exon. NCBI's taxonomy places the organism in Eukaryota, Viridiplantae, Chlorophyta, Mamiellophyceae, Mamiellales, Bathycoccaceae. The coding region runs from base 1 to 2079 and encodes 692 amino acids.